Messenger RNA from Telopea speciosissima, 774 nucleotides. RefSeq lists its product as uncharacterized. The transcript has 2 exons. The record is from RefSeq and is a predicted model, not a curated record. Lineage: Eukaryota; Viridiplantae; Streptophyta; Magnoliopsida; Proteales; Proteaceae. Gene Ontology annotation, molecular function: RNA-DNA hybrid ribonuclease activity; nucleic acid binding. Bases 1 to 774 code for a protein of 257 amino acids.
AUGAAACUGGAGGAAAUCUUCAACUUGAAGGAUUGUGUUGAUAUUUAUUGCAAGGCCAGUGGCCAGGCCAUAAAAUAUAAGAAGUCUUCUAUGACCUUCGGUCCAAAUGUGGUGGGGCGCUUCAGAAGGUGGUUCUCUCGUAUUCUAAAGAUCUCCUACACUAAAGGUCCAUCCAAGUAUCUGGGAUUACCCAUGGAUUUUGGUAUCUCUAAAGCGGUGUUGUUCCAAGAGCUAGCAGACAAGGUGGGACGUAGGUUUUCGGGGUGGAAGAACCAUUUGCUUUCCCAUGCUGGGAAGGAAGUAGGAGAAGUUGGUCGGGGGAAGAGGUGGUCCAAAGGGCACAAAGAGCGUGUUGUGCGUUCUUGGAUUCCUGCAAUAGCACCAAGGCUCAGCUCCAUCAUAGUAAUCGUGAGACUGAUCAUGGCCGGUGGGGAAGUGCUGGCUAUCCGGGAGGGUCUUCUUGAAGCUAUCUCGGAAGGAACUCUCUCUGUUAUGGUCGAGAGUGAUAAUCUAACUAUUGUUAAUUAUCUCCUUGAUCCACUGAAGGUGCCGGAUCUGAGAGUCUUACCGAUUUUGGAUGAUAUUAGACACAUUUCCUCGUAUCUUGAUGAUUGUACUUUUUCUUAUGUUUCAAGGACUGCUAAUUCCAUAGCAGAUUGCCUUGCCAGGAGGGCCCUAUCUGUUUCGGGAAGGAUGGUUUGGUCCAAUUCCGAUCCCUGUUUAUCUGAAGGUCCUGUUUCAGAUUUCAGGAGUGUUUCCCGUUCCUUGCAAUAG